AUGGUUAAACCAAAGAAAGCCGCUGCGAAAGGCGAUGAUGCUGAACAGAUGGUUUUAGAUUAUUUGAGAAAGACAAAUCGACCUUACAGUGCUAAUGAUAUUUCAAGUAAUCUUCAUGGAGCUGUCACUAAAGUUAUUGCACAAAAGGUCUUGAGUAACCUUGUAGAUAAAUCUGAAGUUUGUUGUAAACCUUAUGGAAAACAAUCAGUUUAUGUCAUCAAUCAGGACCAAUUUGAGUCACCUUCUCAGGAAGAAUUGAACGAUAUGGAUGUAAAAAUUGACGAACUUAAAAAGGAAAUUGAUGAGUACAAGGAGAAAAAUAGGCAAUUAACGUCAGAACUGACUGCAUUAAAUAAUUCUCUGACUAAUGAACAAUGCGAGGAGAGGAUCAAGGCUUUAACUGAACAGAAUAAAAAAUAUGAAGAACGUUUAGAAGAAUUACGAUCAGGCACAAAACAAUUUUCUGCUGAUGAUGCAAAACGAAUUGAUGAUAAGUUUGAAAGAAAUCGUAAAUUCUGGAAACAAAGAAAAAGAAUGUUUGACGAAAUUGUCUCAACGAUGUUGGAGAAUAUUGAUAUGAAGAAACAGGUGUUUGAGGACGAGGAACUAGGUAUUGAAAGAGAUCCUGUAGAUAUCAACGAAGAUCCUUUGAAAAAUUUGUAA
Messenger RNA from Funneliformis caledonium, 663 nucleotides. The record is from the annotation of a GenBank genome assembly. Lineage: Eukaryota; Fungi; Glomeromycota; Glomeromycetes; Glomerales; Glomeraceae.